AUGCGAGAAAAGGUUUCUAACGAGCUGGACAGGCUUGGUAAAUCGGGAGUACUGUCCCUGGUGGCUCACUCGGAGUGGGCGACGCUGAUAGUUCCGGUAAUGAGGAAAGACGGAACAGUUCGCUUGUGUGGCGAUUGCAAGAUAACGAUAAAUACCAGCUGUGUGGUGGAGCAGUACCCACUUCCGGAAAUUAAGGACCUUUUUGCUGCAUGGCACGAAGGUGACGUUUACAGCACAUUGGACCUUCGAGACGCCUACAACCAGGUUCCCCUGGAUGAGCAGUCAAAGAAGCUGACGAUCAUUAACACACAUCGGGGAUUAUUCCGCUUUAAUCGCCUGCCAUUUGAUGUGUCUUCUGCCCCAGCUAUCUUUCAGCGAAUAAUGGACAGCGUCCUGAACGGGUUGCCGGGAGUCCAGGGGUACUUGGACGAAGUUUUGGUUGCCGAGAAGGGGAAUGACGGCGGAAAGAGCCUCAAGGCAGUUCUCCAGCGCUGUCGAGAGUACGGCGUCAAGCUAAGGAAGGACAAGUGCACCUUAAGGAUGCCUGAGGUUUCGUACCUUGGCCACAAGGUCAGUACGGGAGAGCUGCAACCUCUGGAGAAGAACAAGAACGCUAUCAUGAAGGCGCCAACACCCAAGAACGUGAGCGAACUGCGUUCCUACUUGGGUCUUCUUACUUACUACAGCAAGUUCCUUCCCAAUAUGGCCAGUCUGCUAUUCCCGCUCUACUAUUUGCUAACGAAAUAA
This is a messenger RNA of Dermacentor albipictus, 747 nucleotides long. Lineage: Eukaryota; Metazoa; Arthropoda; Arachnida; Ixodida; Ixodidae. The record is from RefSeq and is a predicted model, not a curated record.